Molecule: messenger RNA, 3799 nt
Organism: Paraphaeosphaeria sporulosa
Lineage: Eukaryota; Fungi; Ascomycota; Dothideomycetes; Pleosporales; Didymosphaeriaceae
Product: AAA-domain-containing protein
Exons: 2
Coding region: 1-3738 (1245 amino acids)
Biological process (GO): protein import into peroxisome matrix
Cellular component (GO): cytosol; peroxisomal membrane; peroxisome
Molecular function (GO): ATP binding; ATP hydrolysis activity
Source: RefSeq, a predicted model, not a curated record
AUGGCGCCGCCGAAGAAGCCUGUGGGCCAGGUCGUGCAAGCUGAAAUUGUGCUGCAACAGUCUCUGAAGAAUUGCCUUGUUAACCUGCCCUCGUCGCUGGUCUCUGUGCUGGUCAAUGCGAACACCGUAUGCGUUGCGCAGAACGUCGUGGUCGAACUCUCCUACCGCCAGCCUCCUCCUCCCGGCGCCUCAGAGCCUAAGAAUGCCUCGCCACAGAAAUCCGUAUUCCUGGGAUGGACAGGCAUGCAGAGCAAGCGCAAGCUUGCUACUGUUGUCGGUCGCGAUGGCUUGACCGGUACAAGAGGUGGUCCCGCUGCCAGCCAGCAGGAUGUGCAGACAGUCGAGGUGGACACGACAUUUGCCCGCCUGACCGGUUUGAAUGAGGGGCAGAAGGUUGGGAUACUGCUGCACGUGGACCCGCCCCAGGCGCAUACCAUCAACAUUGAGCCAUUGACACCGGUCGACUGGGAGAUGAUCGAGCUGCAUGCUCAGUUCCUGGAGUUAAAUUUCCUCUCUCAGAUACGCGCUUUACCAAACCCGCAAGGCCAGUCCUCUCAUCCAUUGACCCUUCAUCUAUCGCCGACUACGACCGCCAACAUUACCGUGACCUCAGUGACUCCUGCACCGCCUAUAGAAUCACAGUUUGUCAAGAUCUCACCUGAUGCAGAAGUUAUCGUUGCCCCAAAAACCCGACAAAAGGCGGAACGCACGUCUUCUGGACGUGAAAGCCGGAGCGUUGGCGGGACCUCGCGGAAGAGUGGGAAGAGCACUGCGAGUACCGUCAGGCGGCGAAGCGGUCGAGACGAACAGACCAGCCGUGGCGUGGUCUUUCUUCGCGGAGUGGACCGAACCGUCGCACAAGAAUGGUUCGAUGAAGAAGAUGCAUCUGGCGCAGAAGGACUCAAGAUAUGGGUGGACAAGGAUGUUCUUCUUACCAAAGCCCUAAGGGGCGUUUCCUGGGUAUCCGUGGCGGUUGUAAAGCCAGCAGGUCUACAAGAGCCGGUCGAUAUGUCGAAAGAGCAGGAACAAGAGAAGGCUGCAGCGCGAGUAGUGGCCAGGAUCGAAACAUGGGACGACGCCCCAGACAGCCGUCACGUCGCUCUAUCGUCUGAUCUAUGUCGAGUACUUGGCUGCGCAGGCUUUGUAGGCGGUCUUGUUCGCUUAGAAGCUGCUCCAAACCAAACUGCGAAGCCUUCUUCUAUUAAACCGCAAGGCCUUGGCUCCAAAGAUAAGGAUCCGUUCGUCAAAGCAAUCAGGAUUCUACCCUUUUCUUCUGUGGGAAGCCAAGUAAACGCAUCACUACGAUUUGGUGGUGAGUCCAAGCAGGAUCAGGAAGAGGCGAUCAAGCGAGUCAGGGAAGCCUACGGGAAAAUGAAUGGGCUUCUGAAUGGCCCAGUCACUGAUGGCAUGGUGUUACCUCCUACAAGCGCCUCCGGCUUGGACUGGCAGGGCGGCAUAGUACGAUUUGAACCUCCGCAACCCUCUUCCGGCAUCUCAUGGAUAUCUUUCCCAGAAAGAAAGCCUGCUAUGGAACUUGGCGCAGAGGUUCCUACACCUUCAAGCUGGACAAGGGGCGUACAUCAAGGAGACUCACUUCCGACGACGCAGCCAACUUUGGUUGGUAUUGAUACUUUGAUUGAGCAGUUGCGAUCACACCUGACUCACAAUUCAUCUGUUCUCUUGACCGGAGGACUUGGUGCAGGCAAGACGGAAUGCGCUCAAGUUCUAGCUCACCAGCUUCGCUCUGAGUUCCUUUUCAACACUGUUUACUUCUCUUGCCGCAAGCUCGUCACUGAUGAGAUCCGUGUGUCGACGAUCAAGGAGACACUCACCCGUCUGUUCGCAUCUGCAGCUUGGGGUGCUAGAAAUGGCGGCAGUGCUGUGGUGAUUCUCGACGACCUGGACAAGCUGUGCCCGGUCGAAACCGAGCUACAAGUGGGCAACGAGAAUGGGCGAAGUCGGCACGUGAGUGAAAGCAUCGUGGCCAUCGUCCGACAGUACUGCACCUUGGAUUCUGGAGUAGUUCUGUUGGCUACAGCCCAGGGGAAAGAAUCGCUCAACAAUGUCGUUGUUGGUGGACACAUCGUGCGAGAGAUCGUCAGUCUCAAGGCUCCGAACAAGGACGGUAGACGAAAAGUACUCGAAAUGCUCGCACAUAAGGAUGAGAAACCUCAGGCGAGGUUGUCCAAUGGUGCACCCUCUUCUGGGCAUGCCUUCCCCGCCUCGCCUUCAAACAGCAGACCAAGCACCUCACAUCGCAGCCAGGCAAGUGGCUCCAGUCUUCAAUAUAACGCUGCAACAGAGGAGGACGGGUUCGUGCUAGAGCCGUCUAUCGACUUUCUGGACCUUGCUGGCCAGACCGACGGAUAUAUGCCUGGUGACCUAGUUCUGCUCACGUCACGAGCACGGAAUGAAGCGCUCAUACGCUCAGUCACAGACUCGUCCAGCACGGGCACAAUCUCGUUGACAAGGGAGGACUACACCCAAGCACUGACUGGCUUCACUCCGGCAUCUCUACGUAAUGUGACCCUACAGUCAUCUACCACGAAAUGGGAUUCGAUAGGUGGUCUCCACGACACACGGCAGAUACUGCUAGAAACACUGCAGUACCCAACAACUUACGCACCUAUCUUCGCACAAUGUCCUCUACGACUACGAUCCGGUCUUCUUCUUUACGGAUAUCCUGGUUGCGGUAAGACGCUGCUGGCAUCUGCAGUAGCAGGUGAAUGUGGACUCAACUUCAUAUCGGUCAAGGGACCGGAAAUCCUAAACAAGUACAUUGGUGCAUCCGAAAAGUCGGUUCGAGAUCUGUUCGAGCGCGCCGAAGCCGCGCGACCGUGCGUUCUCUUCUUCGACGAAUUCGACUCGAUCGCCCCUAAGCGCGGCCACGACUCUACUGGUGUCACAGAUCGCGUCGUCAACCAAUUGCUCACGCAAAUGGAUGGUGCAGAGGGUUUGAGUGGUGUAUAUGUCCUCGCCGCUACCUCACGACCGGACUUGAUUGAUCCGGCACUACUUCGCCCAGGACGUCUAGACAAGAGUCUUAUCUGUGACAUGCCAGCGUUAGAAGAACGCGUUGACAUACUAAAGGCCGUCACGCGAAAGUUGCAUCUCGCUCCCUCGCUUCUAGAAACUGGUCCUGAGGGGCAGAAUCUGCGCGAAAUUGCUCAGCGCACGGAGGGGUACUCGGGGGCAGAUCUCCAGGCCGUGGUUUACAAUGCUCAACUUGAGGCGAUUCACGACGUGUUGGGUGAUUCCGAACAGGGUGACCCCACCAAGAGCGGGGACCCAAAGAAGAAGUCAAGCUCUGAUACCGGAGGCAAGCAAGGGAAGGAAAACCGCGUACCAGAGUUCACACACUUCCGGUUCGGCGAUGCAAACACUACAUCAAAUGGCGCAAAACCUAUUCCUUCCAGCCAACUCACGGAACGCGCUCUCAUCGUACAAAAGAUCCAGACACUCCAAGCGAUGCGCAGAAAGCAAAAACACCUUCAGCACCAACAACGACCCGGUAGCAAAGACGAAGAUGAUGAGACCAAGGAGGGAGAAGACCGGAAAGAGCCCCAGAUCCAGUGGUCGCAUAUUGAGAGCUCGUUGGCCACGACGCGAAGCAGCAUCAGUGCACAGGAGCGGCGCAGACUUGAGAGCAUCUACAGGGAGUUCGUCGUCGGGCGCAACGGCGAGAUGCCAAGUGGACAGGGUGGGACCGAGAUCGGUGGCAGGUCGAGCUUAAUGUAGAGUGAAAAAACACUCUGUGUACAUAGUACCAAGAUCUUGGGGUGCGCAUAUGAACCUCAAU